Messenger RNA from Aethina tumida (small hive beetle), 2109 nucleotides. Its product is annotated as sodium channel protein Nach-like. Gene Ontology annotation, cellular component: membrane. Gene Ontology annotation, molecular function: ligand-gated sodium channel activity. The record is from RefSeq and is a predicted model, not a curated record. The coding region runs from base 1 to 1449 and encodes 482 amino acids. Lineage: Eukaryota; Metazoa; Arthropoda; Insecta; Coleoptera; Nitidulidae. Gene Ontology annotation, biological process: sodium ion transmembrane transport. The transcript is spliced from 9 exons.
AUGAUACUAGAAGAAUACUUCGAACAUGCAUACAUCACUUGCGUUCACUAUUUUGUGAACAAAAAGAUCCACUGGACUGAGAAAUUGUUUUGGGUUUUGUGCAUUCCUGUGUGUAUUAUAUGUGCUUAUUUGGUUGUAUUCACUACCAUUAAAGAUUACAACGAUCAAAUUGCGUCGUAUACAGUUGACACUUCUUAUCUAGAUUGGGUAACUCCGUUCCCUUCAGUCAUAAUUUGCGAACUUAAAAAUGAUGUGAAACUUAAGAAAAUGCUAUCAGAUUGGUUUCCGAAGGACAAAAAUUUUGAUGAAAAGGUUGACUCUCUUAGAACUCUAGCUUUUUAUCAAGGAUCGUUGGAGAAUGUCGCUACUCAUUUGAAUCACCCUGAUGAAGUGGUCAAUAAUAAUUUCUCUUAUUAUACAAAUAAGAUAAGAGCAACCUGUGUGGAAUUAUUAAGUACAUGUUUGUAUAAUGGCGUAAAAUUUGAAUGUUGUGAGGGUUUCGUUCCGGUAGAAACAAUUUGGGGCCAGUGUUACAGCAUAAAUAACAAAUUCAACAAAUAUCAAGGGAAAAAAAAUACGUUCUGGAUUAAAAGAGGUGUGCAUGAAGGCCUAGGGAAUAUAUCCUUUGAAUUGAGGAAAUCCGAAGUUGCAGUAGGUAUAUUUAGUAUCAAUGAAGUUUUGUCUUGGAAAUCUUUGAAAAGCAUGGUUAUCGACAGCCUGUUCUCAAAUUUUGAGUAUACAAUAUACAUCAAAGUGAUUGAAGUAGUGACUUCAGCAGACGCAGUUGCUUUACCGGUGGAGAAAAGACAAUGUAGAUACUCGCACGAAAAUAAUCUAAAACGAUUUCCAUACUAUUCAAAAUCCAAUUGUGAGAUCGAGUGCCUCAUUAAUGCCCAAUUGAAAUAUUGCGGUUGUUUUGCUCACGUAUUACCAACAAGCAAUGCGACAAUUGAAUGUAAUUUAAAAGGUCUUGAUUGUACCCUAAAACAUGCGGCGGAGAUAAAUGAGUUGUUGAAGAGUUGCUUUUGUCUUAACGCUUGUACGGAGCUUGAAGUUUAUUUUGUUGGCUCUGUUCCAAAAUCUCCUACGGAGCACUCGCCAUUUCUCGAAAAGUGGGCAGAAGUUCGUGUAAAUAUAAUUGUUCCAGCCCCGUCUCUGAGGUAUUACAGGACAGUCGUGAAGGGACCAGUGGAUCUUCUUGUUUCAGUUUGUGGGGCACUAGGACUGUUCUUAGGUUGUAGCCUGAUGACUCUCGUACAAUUUUUCUAUUAUUUCUUGAUACGACCACUUGAAGAAUUUGUCCGGUCUUGGAGAAUGAAAAACCAAAAUGAAAGCAAACAAUUUAAGAAUGGCAAACAUACAAUGUUCAAAUCAUUGCAGAAUCCUAACACUGUUAUUUAUCAACCACAAUAUUAUAUAUGCACUGGUGCACCAGUUAAAGUUAAAUAAACCAGUGAAUAUUCACCCAGUUAAAAAAUAUUCUUGUAUUUAGUUAGUGUUUCACUCGAGUUGUCAGCAUUGCAUACGAUUAAAAUAAAUCAUUUGUUAAUUGGGUCGAAAUAUGCGAUAAACAUCAUUAAUCACAAAAUUAAUUAAGAUAAGCGCGGAUGCAAGUUACCCGUCUAUGCAGAAAUAUUAAGAAUAUAAUAAUAAAAGUGGACUGUUAUUUCGAAAUUGUAAUUAUGCCGAAUUCUGCGUUUGUGAAUGAGAAUGAGUUCGUGUUUCGCAAUAUUCGUUGCCCAAAGACAAUGGACUUUCAUGAAGUGUUCUUGUGCGCUAAGGAAACGUAUAAAAUGUGUUUAUAGUGUUCAAAACAAUGGAGUUUUUCGGCUCGCACUAUUAGAAAUUUACAUGAGAUUGUUACGGAUUUGCUGAAGAAAUAAACUUUUUAAUUAAUUUAUGUCUAACUAAUGAGCACACAUAAGCAUAAUCCCGAACAUUGUACUGCAAUAAAUAACAUGCUUGAUUUUUUUUUAUUUCACCUCCAUGUUUUGCGAGAUAGGACCAAAUUGGUUUUUGCAAAGCAACAACAAAGAAAUAAAUUAGAUAGUGGUGGUUUCAUAUAAAUUGUCUGGGCCUUUGGCAAUUAUCCUGACGUUUUAAGAUUAA